This is a messenger RNA of Cylindrotheca closterium, 1062 nucleotides long. NCBI's taxonomy places the organism in Eukaryota, Bacillariophyta, Bacillariophyceae, Bacillariales, Bacillariaceae. The record is from the annotation of a GenBank genome assembly.
AUGAUGAUUUCUUCUCUUCAGCGGACAUGUGCCGCCUUUGCUGUAGGAAUCGCAAAACAGAAUGUCCGAGCGUUGAGUGCAGUCCCACCUUUGCAUCACAGUAGAUCCAUUGUGCUAACCACCAGUAGCAAAUCCUCGCCUUCCUCGGCACUUCGUCUCGCGUCGACGUUUCAGGCACCCGAACCGCCACAAAGCAAAGGGCAUGCGGUUUACAAUGAUAUUGAAAUUUCGACAACGGAACAGGAAAGUGUUGCGAGAAAUUCUGAUGCUGACGCUGUCUUUGUCGUGACCGGUGCUUCCCGUGGAAUUGGUUUGCAGUUUGUCAAGGCGUUACAAACCCGAUCCAAAGGAACGAUUGUCGCCCUGUGUCGGAAUCCCGGAAGUGCCCAAGGGCUUAACGAUUUCAUAUCUUCCUUGAGCGCUGAUCAGCAAAGCAGAAUAAAAGUAAUCCAGUUGGAUCUGGAGGACCAAGCAUCCGUGGAUAGUGCCGUUGAAAAUAUCAAGAGUUCGUUCGACCGUGUGGACAUGCUGUUGAAUGUUGCUGGCCUUUUGGGCGACGGAAAGGAUACACCCGGCCCAGAGCGAAGUAUUACAAAGAUAGAGAGGGAUUGGUUGACAAAGACCAUGAAUAUCAAUGUGAUUGGUCCUGUCAUGCUAAGCCAAGGCUUGGCACCAUUGAUGGAACAAAGACGGCGACGAGGAAAAAAUGAUGAUUCAGAUGGUAGAGCAAUUGCUGUGAUUGCAAAUCUUAGUGCUCGGGUUGGUUCCAUCUCCGAUAAUGGACUAGGGGGGUGGUAUUCUUACAGAAUAAGCAAGUCUGCAUUAAACCAAGCUACUCGGACAAUGGCAAACGAAUUGAAACGCAAGUCCGUUUGGUGCAUUGCUUUGCAUCCAGGGACAACCGAUACCGACCUAUCAAAACCGUUCCAGAAAAAUGUUCAAGAAGGCAGAUUAUUCCCGGUUGAUUUCACUGUUGACAGUCUUCUGGGCGUCAUUGAUUCCAUGAAGGAGGAAAACACAGGAGGCCUCUACGACUGGGCAGGAAAGGCUAUUCCAUUUUAG